Girardinichthys multiradiatus is the source of this 886-nucleotide messenger RNA. RefSeq names its product chemokine (C-C motif) ligand 25b (gene ccl25b). Gene Ontology annotation, biological process: positive regulation of GTPase activity; cellular response to interleukin-1; G protein-coupled receptor signaling pathway. NCBI's taxonomy places the organism in Eukaryota, Metazoa, Chordata, Actinopteri, Cyprinodontiformes, Goodeidae. The record is from RefSeq and is a predicted model, not a curated record. The coding region runs from base 169 to 471 and encodes 100 amino acids. The transcript is spliced from 5 exons. Gene Ontology annotation, cellular component: extracellular region. Gene Ontology annotation, molecular function: chemokine activity; CCR chemokine receptor binding.
UCACUGGAGGAGGUGUGGUAAAGACUGAGCAAGGAAGAAGGCAGACUAUAAGAGUUCACACUCAAAGCAAACUGAAUCAGAGCAAAAGUGUUUUCUUUCGAGACAUCGUGUGGACUGCUGAAUGUGUGCACCAGACAAAAAGCAGCAACAGCAAGAACUGCAGCAACCAUGAAGUUUCACACUCUUGUCAUCCUUCUGCUUUUCACUUGCAUGUACCUGAGUUUGGCACAAGGCUCAUACGAUAACUGCUGCCUCGGCUAUGUUGGAGAGAUUGGAAAACGUGCAAAGAAGAACAUUGAGACCUACAGGAUACAAGAAACAGAUGGUGAUUGCAACAUUAGAGCGGUUGUGUUUAUGAUGAAAAGGAAACGCAAUGGAUCAAUGUUAACUCUCUGUGCCAAUCCUGGUGAAAACUGGGUGCAGGUGCUGAUAAGCAAUGUGGAUAGAAAAAUCAAGAAAAGGGCUGCUUAAAGAAGAAACGCCAAAAAGCAGAGAGAAAAUGGGCCGUUUCACCUCCCUGUCAGGCGUUGUUUAUCAUCUUUAAUCACAUGGAUUGUGUUUCAGUUAUUUUUAUAUUUCCUGUUGCUGAGAGAGAGUGUAAAUCACAUAAGCAGUCCUUUAUAAUUUUACUUAUAUGAGCCACUAAUAUGUUACUGUUCACUUCUCUGUGAAGUUUAGAGCCAGCUAAGAAUGGGCUGCUCUUCGGCAGCUUAAAAAUGUGAGUAAACAUGUGUCUGUGACAAAAAAGAAACACCUUAGUGAUAAGCUUAUUUUCCUUUUUAUAUAUACAUUUAUACAACAGACUUUCCUAAUUUUAUAUCUGCAAACUCCAAAAUGUACAUUGUUUUUCCUUCAUCAAAUAAAAAAUGUAUAAAAACAAACAAAA